AUGCUGCCACGGAGCCACGCAGGGGUGACGGUGCGGGACGAGCCUGAGGUGUUCCUGGAGAUGAUCAAGUUCGUCUACCUCAACACUUGCCACGUCGACCAGUCCAACGUGAAGGCGCUCAUGCACAUUGCCGACAAGUAUGGCGUGGAGGAUCUGGUCGCACACUGCUUGCAGUGGAUGCACGACCACUUCACGGCCAACCUGUUCUACCUGUUCCUGACCUUCAAGCUGUCGAACGAGCGGUUCGCGCAGAAGGUGCGGAGCAGCCUCCUGCUGGCCCUCCGGAGCCGGCGGCACUUCUCGCUGGUCACGGAGUCCGCCGAGAGCCAGUGGGAUGGCCUUCAGGUGUCGUUCGUGGAGGCGCUCCUGGACAACGACGAGCUCCCGGUGGUCUCGGAGGCCGAGGUGCUGAACUUGCUCGCCAAGUGGGCCAGCGGGGCGCUGGAGCGCCAGGGCGUGCGCGGCCGGUCCGCGGGCUCACUCGCAACGGGCUGUUCUGGCACCACAGGGCGCCCUGGAUCCGCUGCCGAUCGCCUGCCGUGA
Molecule: messenger RNA, 543 nt
Organism: Prorocentrum cordatum
Lineage: Eukaryota; Dinophyceae; Prorocentrales; Prorocentraceae
Source: the annotation of a GenBank genome assembly